Messenger RNA from Chenopodium quinoa (quinoa), 438 nucleotides. RefSeq names its product serine carboxypeptidase-like 16. The transcript has 4 exons. Bases 1 to 438 code for a protein of 145 amino acids. The record is from RefSeq and is a predicted model, not a curated record. Gene Ontology annotation, biological process: secondary metabolic process; proteolysis. Gene Ontology annotation, molecular function: acyltransferase activity, transferring groups other than amino-acyl groups; serine-type carboxypeptidase activity. NCBI's taxonomy places the organism in Eukaryota, Viridiplantae, Streptophyta, Magnoliopsida, Caryophyllales, Amaranthaceae.
AUGUCCGGCGCCGGCGGAAAAGGUCCUUUGAGUUUUAAUACUUCGGCUUGCAAUUGGCACUCAAAAGCACCAAUUUUUCAGUUGAAUCCGUCCUCUUGGACAAAGAUAGCUAAUAUAAUAUUUUUGGAUUCACCUGUUGGCACGGGAUUUUCUCAUGCAACAAAUCCAGAAGGUUAUUACAGCGAUGAUAUUACAUCAUCAAGGCACAUUUAUCAGUUCUUGAGAAAGUGGCUUAAGGACCAUGAUGGAUUCCAAAAUAAUCCUCUUUUCAUUUCUGGGGAUUCCUAUAGUGGCAAGAUUGUUCCUAUCGUUGUCCAAGAGAUUUCUAAUGGUAAUUUACAUCAAUCAUGGCAUGAUUUUCAUAUGCUGUUUCUUUUCUGUAAAAUCUGCCUUAUUAUUGAGGUCACAACUUCACUGCAUAUUAAUGUAGGAAAAUAG